AUAUGAUUCGAUAUGGUCAAAUGUUUUUAUUUUUUGGAGUUGGUGUUUCUUUCUUUUUUUCGAUAAAUAAAUUAAUUGAUAUUCAAACCAUUCCAUUCCUUAAAUUGAACAAACUAUUGAUUACAAGAUUAUAUAAUUACAAUAUAUUUGUAUUGAUCCAUUUUUCCCAAUUUGAAUGGAUCGAAGAAACAUCAUUAUUUUUAUUUUAUGUGAUUAUGUCGUUUGAAAAGAAUUCCACAACAACAACAACAAAAUCAACUUGUAAUAUAACAAUAACCAAUAAUGAAGAUGACAAUCCCAUAGAAUUAUCUCGGUCAUUAUCGAAUUCAAAUGAUUCAUCAUCGAAACAUGAUUCUAGUAAUCUGAAUCGCAAUGAACCUAUUUUCAUAGAAUCUGAUGGACAAAAUGUUAAUAAAAAUUUGGUGGAUGAAGAUAUGGUUGCUAAAUCAUUCGAAAGUAAAUUAUCUAUUCAAAGUAAUGAUAAUAUUGAAGAAAUGACCGUUUCGAAUGAUUGGAAUUUGAAAACAUUUUUGCAUGAAAGUUCCAUUCAUCGAAACGAUAUCGAUGUAUUGAUUAUGAGCGAAGCAGGAAAACCAAUUUACUGUUAUUCACGUAGACAAGAUGUAACAACAUUGAUGGGUGUAUGUGUUGCAUUGAUAAAUUAUGUGAUCAAAACGCAAAAUGAUCAGCUCAAAAUGAUUCGUACGAAAAAUGGCUUGAAUAUUAAUUUUGCUGUUCGAUCACCAUUAGUUAUUGUUGUGGUUUGUCGACAAUCAAUCUGUUUUGAUCAAUAUACAUUAAUCAAUCAAAUUCAUGCACAAAUUGUAUCGACAAUAACAUUGAAAAAAUUAAAAUCCAUUUUUCAACAAGCACCAACUUAUGAUCUUAAACGCAUCAUUCAUAAAAAUGAUUUCAAAACACUAGAUAUUCUAGUGAAAUCGAUAACAACACCGAUUACCGAAUUAUUUCCUACCUAUAAGAAUAAACGAUAUAAACUAACUGGUGGCAGAAUUUUCAAUAAUGUAAUAUCAUUUUAUACUUCAUCAUUAAUUUCGAUGCCUCGUUCUUCACCAUCACCAUCAUCAUCAAAUAUGACAUCAUCUGAUCAUCAUAAUGCCUCAUCGAUGAUAUUUUUUUAUGAUCAUAGACCGAAUGUUUUAAGUCGUGUUUAUGUUCCGAUAGCAAUAAUGAAUCCGAAUCUUCGUGAACAAAUCAAUAUGAUUAUUAAUCAAUCGGUGGCCAUCAAUAGUGAUAUUGUAUUUUCCAUAUUAUUUCAUAUUGAAGAUGAUGAACAAUUAGAUUGUAAUAGUGAUUUCGGUGAUAGUUUACCAAUUGAAUUUGAUUCAAAUGUUCAAUGGAAUCAUUUCAAUCCGAAUGUAUCCAGUGAUGAUGAUGAUAAUGAUGAAGAUGAUUCUACUGCAAAUGAUCUUUUUGAAAGUUUUGAAUCAUCAACCAAAGAAAAUGUUCCAUCAGACCAAAUAGUGAAUAAUAACCAUCAUGUGGAACAAUCGAUGAAUAGAUUGUCUAAGAAUCUAAAAUUGAUUUCAGUAUGUAAUCAUACCAACAAAUUUCGUAUCAGUCCACUGGACAUACAGCUAUUAUAUGCAUUGAUUAAAGCUUCGGAUAGUUUGCUUAGUGCAACUGAAACAUUAUGGAUUCCACUUUGUCUAAGUCGUGUGGAUGCUAAUCGUUUUCUUCAUGCGCAUAUAUCAUAUCUAAGUAAAAAGUAUUGCCUUAUUCUUUUGGAUGUUGAUUAUAAUAAUUUUGAAAAAUGUCGCCAGGUAAAGGAAACAAUAAAUUUCAAAUUGGAUCAGAUUCGUUUAACCGAACCGAUGAUUGGAUUAGGAUCGAAUAUAACGGAAUUGGGACAACCACAUCUACAAUAUUUAUUACAUCAAACACCUCGACACUGUAUUGUAUGGCAAUCAAGUAUACAAACAGAAUUUUCAAUGCUUAAUUAUUAUCUCAUUGAACGUAUGCAACGAUCAUCAUUGAAAACAUUAUGGCUACGCAGUAUGAAAGAACAAUGUGCAUUGUUAGGAUGGCAAACGGCAUCAUUUCAAUUAUAUGCACAAUUCGAUGGCUUUGUCACCAAACAAUCGGCACUUGAAACGGUUGAUACAUUCAUUAAAUGGUUCAAAAAGGAAGAGGAUAAAUUAAUUAUCAAAGAUAAUUGAAUCUAUCUUUUUUCAAAUCUACAUCAACUAUUGUAAUCAUUUUUUCCCUUAUUCUUCUUCCUCUUGAUGGCAUGUCCUUUGAUUAUUAAUAUUUUAUUCAAAUUGA
Messenger RNA from Dermatophagoides pteronyssinus (European house dust mite), 2283 nucleotides. RefSeq names its product vacuolar fusion protein MON1 homolog (gene Mon1). NCBI's taxonomy places the organism in Eukaryota, Metazoa, Arthropoda, Arachnida, Sarcoptiformes, Pyroglyphidae. Gene Ontology annotation, biological process: endosome to lysosome transport via multivesicular body sorting pathway; protein targeting to vacuole. Gene Ontology annotation, cellular component: Mon1-Ccz1 complex. The record is from RefSeq and is a predicted model, not a curated record.